AUGCUCGGCGGUCACUCACCAGCUGCACGAAUUCCACCUGCGGUCGCGGGUGCAGGAGCGCGGCGCGCUGUUCUCGAGGCGCCGUGGGUGCAUGAGGCGGUUAGCAGAAGGUCCAGAGAAGUUACAGUGCAGAAAGGAAGACACGAUGAUGAAGUAUCGGCCGCACAAUUCACCGUCUCCGACAACGUGACAGGCACGCACGGGAACCGCUGGCCCACUCCACUUCCCGCCCACCCCGCGGACGCCGCAGCGACGGCAGGGCUGGAGGCUCUCGUUGAACGCUGCCAAUGGCGCCCGCAGCGACUGGAUCCGCCCUCCACCCGCGACGGCGGGGAGGCAACGGUGACCCUCAGCGAAGCGCGGCCGUAUGAUGCAGAGGCAAGGCCUUACGCAGGAGUGGCUGGCGCCGCAAUUGAAAAGCGCAGCGCAGCUGCGAGCAAUGCUGGGGCGGCGGCGUUGGCCGAAUUCUCUGCCAAUACGACUGCAGCCGGUACUACCGCCCCGUCUCGAAUGCGCGAGACUUGCGGUGCGCCCCAGGCAGGUAGCGAUACGAUAUCAGCACACCGGCGGUUGAAUCUUGAAGCGCUGCAGUUGGAGGGAGAGCACGAUCUGAACGCCGGCCUGCCGCUUACUCCCUCGCAACAGCCAACCAACGAUUCGCCCGUAGCAACAACGGCGGGUGGGAGAGACGCCACUUCAGACGCGAUUGGACGAGCCGCGCAAGUUAUGGGCGAGGCCGGUUUGCAGCGGUGGUACGAGAAUCCUGGCGUGUGCACAUCCAUGAAGCAGCUGCCGGAGGACGGCGUGUGGAUCCCGCGGGGCACACGGCAUAUCAGGACCACCGCUACUAGCAAUUUGCACCUCACUGAUCGCUUUAUCCCAGCAAGCCCGAGAAGCCUCCCCGCCAUGUUGCUGUCCUCUCGUGCUGCCUCUUACUGCCGCACGCACAGCUACAGCACAUCCCACGACACCCGCCGACGGCCCUAUCUUCAUACCUCCUCCGCCCCGCUCUCCGCGCCCCUCCUCUGCCCCCCCACUGCUUCCCUCGCUCACUGCCCGCCCUCUCCCUCGGGCGCUGCAGGCGUGGGCAGUCCAACGGCCCGCUCCAGGCUGCGCUUCACCUCUCAUUCCCUGCCACGCGCCAACUCCGGGGGAGGGGGCAGCACGAGUGUGCUCCACAGCACGCACAGCAGCAGUGGCAGCGACUUGGCGUCGUCCCACGUGCAUUCGCUCAGCCCCCCACUGCGUGCAUCUGUGCACGCAUUGGCCGUCCCAUGGCAUCCUCCCGCCUCUGCUCCUGCUCCUCCGCCUGCUGCUGCUCCUCCUGCUGUUGUCGCUGAUGCUGCUCUGGCGAAAGAAGUUCAGGAGGAGUUGCAGGAGGCCACUGGACAGCAAGCUCCUCCCAUCAACACUGCUGUUCCCCUCUCUCCCCUCUCAUCCCUCCCUGCUCUCCCUUAUGCCCACGCAUCCCCUCGCACUGCCUCGCACCAGCACCUGGAUCGAGUGGGGUGGAGUCGCAGAGGGCGGCAGCAGCAGCAGCAGGCGUGGCGGCCUCUCCCUCCGGAGAACUUCAUCCCGUGGGAGGCCAUCUAUGGCCCGUAUACGCACACCUCCACGGGCCUCGCUGCUGCUGUUGCUGCCGCCAUCGCUGCCCCUUGCACAACUGCCACAACCUCCGCUGCUGCUGCUGCUGCUGCUGCUCCCACCGGUGCUGGUGGUGCUGCUGUUGGUGGUGCCGCCGCAGUUGGAUUUGCUGGUGGAGCAGCAGCAUGGGUCAACACUAGUGGUGAAGGUCACGGUUUGGCAGGGACGGUGGCAGCAACACGUGUUGCUGCUGCCUAUCCAUUCCGCUACCCGUCAUCCACACGCCCUGCAGCAAACACGCCUGAGCAGCUGCACUCCCAUGCGAGGCACAUGGGCGCACAGUCGCAACUAGUGAGAGCUAAGAGCGCAAGUGACUUCAGCAGCCCCUUGCUUGGGAGCGAAAGUCCUGAAGCUGUGGCAGCUGUGGGCGGCCUUCCAGUCACAUUCUCGCCUGGGUCGUGGGAUGGUGCAGCUGGUCGCCUUCACACCCAUAUUCACGCCACAACUGCACGCAUGGGUGGCCCGGUGCUCUUCACUGGCAAUGCGUCCCUGCUUGCCAAGAGGCGCAGAAUGUCCCCUCAGCAAGGGGCACCCGCACCACCUGCAUCCUCUCUGCAACCCGCACGCAUGUUUCCCCGCCCACAGGAGCAUCUCAAUGCCCUGCCACUACCACCUGCUAUUGCUACAAAUUACCUUGUAGAAUCACACCCCCGGCAGCAGCAAAACUCUAGCGCGCUUGACUCGAGUAUUCACGCUGGUUCUCUGCCACGGCAAUCACCUGCUCAGCUGUCUCCCCACGCACUGCUUCCAGCAUGCUCCGGCAGCGCCCUCGCUCCUGCAGCACACCUUUUCUCCACUGCCGGCAUCCCUUUGCUGCACCACCAUCCCCAUCGCUUCAUCCCUCGCCUCUCUGUGGCACCACUGCAGCAGCAGCAAGCCUUAGUGGCAGUGUUUCUGGCUCUGACGAGAAAUAGCACAGGGCGAGGGCCACUGUGGGGGGGCAGCAUGGAGAUGCGUAGAGGAGGGAGGGCAGGAGGCGGAGGAGCAGUGGAGGACGUUGUGGCACAGCUGGAGGACGAUGAGACGCGCACCAGCUGUCCAUUCAUGUAA
Closterium sp. Naga37s-1 is the source of this 2694-nucleotide messenger RNA. NCBI's taxonomy places the organism in Eukaryota, Viridiplantae, Streptophyta, Zygnematophyceae, Desmidiales, Closteriaceae. The record is from the annotation of a GenBank genome assembly.